Osmia bicornis bicornis is the source of this 1870-nucleotide messenger RNA. RefSeq names its product solute carrier family 25 member 44. Gene Ontology annotation, molecular function: branched-chain amino acid transmembrane transporter activity. The coding region runs from base 379 to 1365 and encodes 328 amino acids. The record is from RefSeq and is a predicted model, not a curated record. Lineage: Eukaryota; Metazoa; Arthropoda; Insecta; Hymenoptera; Megachilidae. Gene Ontology annotation, biological process: branched-chain amino acid catabolic process. Gene Ontology annotation, cellular component: mitochondrion. The transcript is spliced from 5 exons.
UUAGAUCAUAUUUUUCUGUAACUCCAUGUUACCUCGUGUCUUUCCUUUACCCUGUAAACCUAAUGUGACUCCACAUUAUUGAAUGAAACCAAGGUUCUUUGAUGUUUUGUAUAACGUCAAAGUGAAUUUCUUUAUGAAGAACUGAUGAUAUUGUUAUAAAAGAUUAUUAUAACUGUUAUAAUGUGAAUAUCAAUGGAUAUUGCAUUUGCAUGUUUAUUAUCGUGACAGUGAAUUACGUCAUCCUCUAAAGGAUUUGGACAUUAUUUCUCAAGAGAUAUCAAUGAGAUAUGCAGGAUCAGGCUAAACACAGGCAUCCAUUAACUUUAUUGUAUGAAUAUUUUGGUAAUAUUGGAUUUAAUAGUAGCAUAAAUUCAAAAGAUGUGUGCAAUAGAAUCACCGUUCAUUCGUACCAUCGAAUGGGAUAUGAUGGACAAAACAAAGUUCUUUCCACUCAGUAUGCUUUCGUCAUUUUCUGUGCGCUGCUGUUUGUAUCCACUAACAGUGAUCAAAACACGUCUACAGAUUCAGAGGCAAAAUCAUAUGUACAAUGGAACAUUGGAUGCUUACAGAAAGAUUUACCAAGCUGAAGGUGUAUCGGGCCUUUAUAGAGGAUUUUGGAUAAGUUCUAUACAAAUUGUAUCUGGUGUAUUUUAUGUAUCUACAUAUGAAGGUGUGCGUCAUGUACUUGGACAGAAUGGUGUACUAGGUAAUUUAGACUCAAGAGUUAAAGGAUUAAUUGCCGGUGGUGCUGCUAGUUUGGUAGGGCAAACAAUAGUAGUUCCUUUUGAUAUUUUAAGUCAACACCUAAUGGUUCUUGGGAUCAGUAAUAAAAAAAAAAACAGUUAUUAUGUAGAUAAGGUGAAUAUGAAUCCAUUGGGUAUAACUUUUGAACCUGGGACAUCUCGUGCACAGAUUUCCAUGGACAUUAUUAAAUCAAUAUAUCAGAGAGAUGGUUACAGAGGUUUUUAUCGGGGAUAUAUUGCAUCACUCUGUGCUUAUGUUCCCAACAGUGCACUUUGGUGGGGGCUGUAUAUAUCUUACCAAGAGGAACUUAUACGUUUGUUUCCUGAAUGGGUCUCUCACUUGUUUAUUCAAGCUGUUGCUGGAACAUUGGGAGGGUUUACUACCACAAUCAUAACAAAUCCUCUAGAUGUCGUGCGGGCAAGGUUACAAGUACAAAGAUUAGAUAGUAUGUUAAAUGCAUUCAAAGUUCUUUGGACAGAAGAGAAGUUACAGAUGUUUACUAAAGGACUAUCUGCGCGUCUUUUACAGUCAGCUUGUUUUAGUUUUUCAAUAAUUAUAGGAUACGAAACUAUUAAAAGAUUGAGUAUAACUGAAGAGUACAAAGAAUAUGUUAGAUGGUAAACUUGUCUUUCGAACUUUCAAAAGAUUAUUUCUACGUCAGUGCAUUUUGUUUGACGAUUUCUGUUCUAUACAGAAAUAAUAAAUGUGCACCAAAGAACAAAGGAUGAGAUCGUAACGGUCCAUUCUCUAAACAAAAUUGAUGAUUAUGAUUAAUAGAUUUAAUAAAAAUUAAAAUAUUUGCUUUAAGCAAUAAACAAUGAAUAACUAUGAAUUUUAACAAAGUCACGUACUGCUUACAUUUAUCAUUUUUUCCUAAUAUACAUUCAGUGUAAUGUACCCGACACGUUCAAAAAGAGAACAUAUGUUUAGCGUAAAAAUGCAUUUUAUAUUAUUUUUUUCAUGCACAGUACGAGGUACGAAUUUCAUAGCAUACGUUAGAAGUAUUGCUGUGAUAAAGCAUCCCUAUCGAAGCAAGUAAAUUUUCUAUAAAAUGAAAUUGUAUAGCUAGAUUAUGUUGUAUGCCAAAUGUAUGUAAAAAGCUAAUAAACUUGUUAGUUCCAUUGAA